AGUUGUUAAUCUAAAAUAAAAAUAGAAAACAGGUUUUCUUGUCUAUUGAACAGUCCGCUCCUGUUAAUUGCAUUAACACUUAAACCCAACUAAUAUAAUAACUAAUUACCAAUGAAAUUACAAAAUGCACUUUAAGAUGUAAUUGCUAAAUCGCUCUAAUUCGUAAGAUAUCCUUUAUAAGGAGGUUACAGUGAUUCUAUGAGGAGCACGCUCAACUUCCAUCAUGAGAGUGAUUGUCGUUUGUCUGUUGUUCGUAGUGCUCCAAGGCGAGGCUGCGAUUUACGACAAUGUCACUUACACACCCGAGGAAAGGCAGCUCUUGGACUUUAAACUGGAACACCCGGACCCCAUCGGACUAUGGACCAAAAGUUCGGGCGAACCUACCGAAAUACGAGAAAUAUUCACAAUCAACACGGAUCAAUUCAAUAACCAGCUGCUAAUUGAAUCAAUGACUAAUUUCGAUGCUGAGAGAAUACCUGAGAGAGUGGUCCACGCGAAGGGCACUGGAGCUUUCGGUUAUUUUGUGGUCACUAAUGAUGUAUCUAAAUAUACGUAUGCUGAUCUCUUUAACGGCAUCGGUAAAAAGACACCGUUGAACGUCAGAUUUUCCACAGCAGUACAAAACCUGGGGGGACCUGACCUGGCCCGAGAGCUAAAGGGUAUGGCAGUGAAAUUUUACACAAAAGAAGGAAAUUUAGACCUUCUUUGUCUGCAAACGCCAGUUUAUUUAUACAGAGAUCCAUUGUUAUUCCCCCACUUGGUGCACGCUUUUAAGAGAAAUCCCCAAACUGGCUUAUUCUCGUUUACUAGCCGUUGGGAUAUGAUAAUACAAAGACCAGUAUUGUUACACACUUUCUUUUGGGUUUUAUCUGAUUAUGGGCUCCCGGAUGGAUACAGGAAGAUGGAUGCCUUCCCUAUCCAUACAUAUGAACUUGCUAAUAAACAUGGAGAAACACACUAUGUCAGAUUUAACUUCAGGACUGAACAAGGAUUCUCAGCAAUCACUUCUGCCCAAGCAGCUCUAAUACCAGAUCCAGAUUACUUCAACAGAGACUUAUAUAAUGCUAUCGGUCUUGGAAAUUAUCCUGCGUGGAGAUUGGAAAUGGAUGUAAUGACUCCACACGACAUUAAAACAGUCGAUUAUGAUCCAUUCGACGUCACAAGACUUUGGAAGAAUGGAACAUUUACCACUGUACAAAUUGGUCGUGUGGUGUUAAAUAAAAAUGCAGAAAAUCAAUUUAGAGAUAUGGAAUUAGGAGCGUACAACCCAUCAAAUUUGGUGCCCGGUAUUCCUGGGCCAGUAGAUUUCCUUUUCAGAGGCAGAAGAUCGUUCUACAGAGACACUCAAAACUAUCGAAUAGGAACCAACCAUAACAAAGUUUUAGUAAACAAGCCAUUGUAUGCCAAAACUUACAACCGCGAUGGAAAACCGCCUGUUUUGCGUAAUAUGCGAAAUGCUCCUAACUAUUAUCCGAACUCUUACAACGGACCUGUGCCGUAUGUAGACGAGAGAAAACCGUGGGAAAAGUUGCAAGUGCUAGAGAGUAAUGCAGUCGAUUUGCAACCAGUGUCAUAUUUCUACAAUCAUAUUUUGGAAAGUGAAGAUCACAGACAAAGAUUUAUUCUGAACCUUGUUGUCUCUUUAGUGCCGGUCACUCCGCCAACAUUGCAAAAAGUUAUCAAGCUUUUGUACCUUGUUGAUCGGGAUUUGGGUACACGAGUUUCCGCAGCGCUGGAAGUUGCUUAUGCUCAGCGAGCUGCAGGACAAGCAGCGGCGCUGGUCACGCCAGCUCCAAGCGUACCUUUAAGAAACAUACCAAACGCUGAAGAGAAGUGUAAAACACCUGAUAUUAAAGCCGAGGGAGCCAAGGGUGCCGAGGGAGCCGAGUGAGCCGAUGGAGUACAUACGCAUCUUGUGAUGAUAGUGCAUUCAUAGAAAAUUUCCUUUCAGCUUCUAUUUCUUUGUGUUUGACAUAAAUAAAUUGCAAUAUUUUGCUUUUGCUUUUUAACACCAAUAAC
Trichoplusia ni (cabbage looper) is the source of this 2019-nucleotide messenger RNA. RefSeq names its product vegetative catalase-like. The coding region runs from base 224 to 1891 and encodes 555 amino acids. NCBI's taxonomy places the organism in Eukaryota, Metazoa, Arthropoda, Insecta, Lepidoptera, Noctuidae. The record is from RefSeq and is a predicted model, not a curated record. Gene Ontology annotation, molecular function: catalase activity; heme binding. Gene Ontology annotation, cellular component: peroxisome; cytoplasm; mitochondrion. The transcript has 2 exons. Gene Ontology annotation, biological process: response to hydrogen peroxide; hydrogen peroxide catabolic process.